Messenger RNA from Ylistrum balloti, 1541 nucleotides. Its product is annotated as thioredoxin-like protein 4A. The coding region runs from base 93 to 521 and encodes 142 amino acids. The record is from RefSeq and is a predicted model, not a curated record. The transcript has 2 exons. Gene Ontology annotation, biological process: mRNA splicing, via spliceosome. NCBI's taxonomy places the organism in Eukaryota, Metazoa, Mollusca, Bivalvia, Pectinida, Pectinidae. Gene Ontology annotation, cellular component: spliceosomal complex; U5 snRNP; U4/U6 x U5 tri-snRNP complex.
AACAGAACGACGAGAUUGCGAAUGUUCUUUCUGCUAGUCAAUUUGAGUACCCAUGAUAAUUUGAAAGGAAUUUGGACUGAAAAACAAGAAAGAUGUCGUACAUGUUGCAACAUCUGCAUAAUGGCUGGCAAGUGGACCAGGCCAUCUUAGCAGAAGAGGACCGGGUGGUUGUGAUCAGAUUUGGCCAUGAUUGGGAUCCUUCAUGUAUGGUGAUGGAUGAGACCCUGUACAAAUGCGCUGAAAAGAUGAAAAAUUUUGCAGUGGUGUAUCUUGUUGACAUUACCAAGGUGCCAGACUUUAACAAGAUGUACGAGUUGUAUGAUCCUUGUACCAUCAUGUUCUUUUAUAGAAAUAAACACAUCAUGAUAGACUUGGGCACAGGAAACAACAACAAGAUUAACUGGUCUAUGGAGGAUGUGCAAGAGUUUAUCGACAUUGUGGAGACAGUAUUCCGUGGAGCUAGAAAGGGACGUGGUCUGGUUGUGUCUCCAAAAGAUUACUCCACAAAAUACAGAUACUGAUUAAAAAAAUUUUUUUUUUUUGUUAUUAUAUAUGUAUUGUCAAGUAUUGUUAUGUAUGGCAAUAACUUGAUUUGGAUAAAUGUUUGGUAUGGUGUAUAUUGGUGUUUUAAAUCACUGGGAUCAGCAGAGUACUGCCUAUCUCUCCUAAUGCAUUAGUUACAUACUACAAUUGAUUUAUAACCUAGGCAAGGUUCUGCAGUAUACUACACAUCUUUUGACUUAACUGAGGUCCCUGCAAUAUUAAGAUUUUCAAAGAAAAUCAUUGUAUGUACAUCUUUUUAUAUACAAGGAUAUGAAAUUUACGAAAAUCGUAUAAUAACAAUUUUUUAAAAUUUUGUUUGAUGUAGAAGGAGAGGUCAAGCGGUAACAUUACACUCUUUUCAUGAAUAUAUAUUCAUAGUGAUACAUAAAUGUAUUCAAGGAUCAGACUUAAUUUCUGAAUUUCAAUUCAGUAUUUGAUAUCGCACAUUGUAAACUGAAGACUUUCAGUGGUAUAUUUAUUAGAUGCAGAAUUUUCAGUUUAUUGUAGUGUUGUUCCUUUGAUCAAUCUUUACUGAAUAUUGGUCAGUUCCACAAUUGAACUUUGUAAUAAAUGAAGAAUUUUCUUUAAUAGAUGGAUAAGUUAGAUUUAUUGAAUGAUGUGUUUCGUAAAUUUUCAUGUAUUUAUAACCCAAAAAUGAUAAAAGAAGCAGUUUUACUUGUAUUCAUAAAUUGUUGACUUACAUGAAGUCAGAAGUAUGUUAGGAAAACAUCAUGAAAAACAAUAUAUUGUUUAACCUUGAACAUAAUUCAUACAUCAUCAUCAGUGGGAAAAAAAACAAUAUUCUGAUCAUCACUGGUGAUUUCUGAUCAUUGGAUUAGACUUUACUUCAGGCAUUUGUAUAGGUUCUUGAAUUCAUUAGUGAAUGUAUGAAUGUAUUUUCUAUGUCUUACCAUAAAAUAGGUUGAUAUUUUGCAAUGUUUUCAACAUCAUCAAUGCUUUUUUUAAAAAAAGGUCUACAAUAAAUAAUCAAAUAUUAA